Molecule: messenger RNA, 363 nt
Organism: Arachis stenosperma
Lineage: Eukaryota; Viridiplantae; Streptophyta; Magnoliopsida; Fabales; Fabaceae
Exons: 2
Coding region: 1-363 (120 amino acids)
Molecular function (GO): zinc ion binding
Source: RefSeq, a predicted model, not a curated record
AUGGCUGCCGAAAGCUCAGUCUCGUCUCGAAGCAAAUCUUCCUUGCAUGGUAGGUUGCUGCUUUGUUCCCAUGGUGAGAAGUCGGUGCUGCAAACCAUGGAGACGAAGGAAAACUAUGGUCGCAGAUUCUGGGGCUGUGUUUACUAUGAGGUGCAUGAAGGCUGCAACUUCUUUCGUUGGACAGAGCCAGAGACAGAGGUGGAAAAUCCAGAAAUUGCAAGAAUGAUGAGGAAGGUUGCCUCGCUGAAAUCAAGAACGAAAGCGGCAGAGUGGAAGUUAAUGGUCGUUGCUGUGUUAGGGUUUUUUUGGGUGGGUUGGGUUCCUAUAUUUGCUGCUGCAGAAUUUUUCUAUGUCUGGGCCUAA